Molecule: messenger RNA, 2433 nt
Organism: Mycotypha africana
Lineage: Eukaryota; Fungi; Mucoromycota; Mucoromycetes; Mucorales; Mycotyphaceae
Product: rab-GTPase-TBC domain-containing protein
Exons: 9
Coding region: 1-2433 (810 amino acids)
Molecular function (GO): calcium ion binding
Source: RefSeq, a predicted model, not a curated record
AUGAGGAUAACAAAUAAUUACACUGGUUUAUUGAACCUUUCCGAAGCAUACAUUACUUUCGAUUCGACAAAGCAGGGACAUUACUACGAAGUUGUUAUGCCUUUAUACACCAUUCGAAGAGUUGAGCGCAUCACUAAUCAACCGACAGAGUACUCGAUAAAACUUGUUAAUUGGCACCAAACUGAGUUCAUCUUUAAUCUAAAUGCCUCUAAGAAAGAGUAUGAGCAGUUUUCGACUUUAUUAACAGCAAACUUGAGGAAUCAGAUAAAAUUCAUGAAGACGAUGAAACAAUUUUUAGCAACUUGUGCAUCAGAAUGGCUGGUUGCUGAUAAACCAAUUGAAGGCCUGAGUUCUAUUCCAGGAGGCCUGGGAUUACAAUAUGAAUUUCCUGGAGACCCAAGGAAAUUAAAGGAAAAAAGUAAAAUGAAGCUUUGGAAGAAGUACUUUAAUGAGUAUGGUAGAAACUUGGCUAUUCCAAAGACAUCUCGUUUUUCCAAAUUGAUUCGUGUUGGUUUACCUAACUGCUUACGAGGUGAAAUAUGGGAAGUUUGCUCUGGUGCUAUUUACGAAAGAUUUAUGAACCAAGGCUUGUACGAGCGCAUUUUGAACGAAAACAAAGAUAAAACAUCGCUCAGCUUAGAGGAGAUUGAGAAAGAUCUAAACAGGUCUUUGCCCGAAUAUAAAGCAUACCAGCAAUCCGAGGGUAUAAAUCGUCUAAGAAGAGUUCUAAGCGCUUACUCUUGGAAAAAUCCAGAAUUAGGUUAUUGUCAGGCUAUGAAUAUUGUUACAUCAGCUAUUCUCAUUUAUAUGAGUGAAGAACAGGCCUUUUACACACUAGGUGUACUAUGCGAUGAUAUGCUGCCAGGUUAUUAUAGUACAUCAAUGUACGGCGCUCUUCUGGAUCAAAUAAUCUUUGAAAACUUGCUUGAAAAGAUGAUGCCAAAACUGUACAACCAUUUCAAAUAUACAGAUAUACAGCUUUCGGUUGCUUGUCUACCUUGGUUUUUGAGUUUAUAUAUAAACUCUAUGCCUUUGUUAUAUGCGUUUCGAGUAUUAGACUGCUUUUUCUUGGAAGGACCCAAAAUUUUAUUUCAGAUUGGUCUAGCUAUACUAAAAAUUAAUGGUGACGAGCUUAUGGAGGCUGCGGAUGAUGGCACUUUCAUGAACAUAUUAAAGCAUUAUUUUAGCAACUUAAAUCAGCCACUUUACCCCAAUUCAGAUAAUACGAAAGCAAAAAAUUUGACGAAAUUCAAUGAGCUACUGCUGGUCGCUUAUCGAGAAUUCGGUGGCGUAUCCGAUGAGCUCGUUCGUGAAUUGCGACAAACUCAUCAACUUAAAGUGGUGGCAGGAAUCGAAUCGUUCACAAAACGCUCAACAGUUCGUAAUAUUGAAGAUUCUGCUGGGUUGGACAAAACAGAGCUGGGCAUCUUAUAUGAUAAAUUCUAUAACGUUCUCUACUACAAAUCGAAAUCAGACUCUUCAAAAAUGGAUUUGCAACUAUUUGAAAAGUUUAUUGGAAGCGUAGCAACUUGGGCAAAGAUUGAUACUGAGGAGUAUGACGGCGAUGAGCGACGACUUAAAGUAGCGAAAGGAUUCAUAUAUCGACUAUUCAAAGCAUUUGACCGGCAAAAUCACCAGAAGUUGAAUUUCCAGGACGCCGUCAUUGGAAUUGGUAAUAUAUGUAAAGGCGAUCUAAAUUCACAAAUUAAGUUAUUCUUCGACCUUCAUGAUAUAGACCAGGAUGGUUUCUUAAACAAGGAGGAAGUUGUCCAACUUUCAGAAACAUUAUUGUGGAUUUUUAGACACUCGCAGGCUGAAGAUUAUCUAAAUUCCGUAUCAACAUUUUUGCAUAAUGCAUUUGAAUAUUCAGAGAAGAAAGGGGACGAAAAACUGCUCUCUCUGGCUUCUUUAAGGAUGAUCAUUUUAGCAGACGAAAAUUUCGAAAAAUUCUUCAAUUAUGGAUUUGCAGAAUCCUUCCAACUCACUGAGAAAGCUGUUGAGCAACAACGAAGCCUUGGUAGAGAAAUCUUCAAUAACUUGUUAGCGACAGGCUCUAAAUUAGCCUCGACAACCCGUCCACAAUUUAGAUCCAAAAACUCUGACAGCGACCAAAAUUCCUCAGAGAUUCAAGAUACUAUCAGCACACUAAGAAACAUAAACUUAGAUGAAGCCGUGACAAAGAUACCCCCAGAUCACAAAGAGGUCAAAGAAACCAUUGAGAAUGCUAGCUUGAACGGCAAAUCAGAAACGGAAGUGACUGAGAAUGAAUUUAAAGAAAAGGUGGAGAAACAUGUUCUGGGUGACGAUAGUGACAUUUCUGAUCAAGAAGUUGAGGACGAAGAGGAGGAACUGAGUCCCGAUGUUUUGGAGGAAGUUGAUCGACUAUUGAAAGAGUACGAUGAUGAAGAUGAAGAAAAUGAAAAUGAGAAAUAA